This is a messenger RNA of Vigna unguiculata (cowpea), 1006 nucleotides long. Its product is annotated as large ribosomal subunit protein mL43-like. Gene Ontology annotation, cellular component: mitochondrial large ribosomal subunit. Gene Ontology annotation, molecular function: structural constituent of ribosome. Gene Ontology annotation, biological process: mitochondrial translation. Lineage: Eukaryota; Viridiplantae; Streptophyta; Magnoliopsida; Fabales; Fabaceae. The record is from RefSeq and is a predicted model, not a curated record.
AGUCAAGGAAAAAAACCUCUAGACGGCAGCGUUUUGGAGCUGAGGAACGUGGACAAAAACCCUUGUGACAUUGGUGAAGCAGAGAAAGGGAACAGAGCUCGCAAGAAUUUGUUGCUACUUCUGAAGUCUGUUCUGCGUAGAUUGCUAUUUCUCCGUGUGUAGUUUUUGUUUCAGUAAUUGGCAAAUCGAGAGGCACGAUUCGUGUUUCAUUGCUCCACUCAGUCACAUCAUAUUUCUCAGAAGUCAUUUUGUCCUCCCCUUUUUAGGUUCAUAUGGCUUUGCGAGGGGUUUGGCAACUUCACAAGCUGAUUGUUAGUUACUGCGACUGGGGAGGAAGUAGCAGAGGUAUAAGGGCAUUUAUGGAGUCUCAGUUGCCAGUGUUUAAGGAGAAGAAUCCUCAAUUAGAGGUGGUCACUGAGCUCAUCCGUGGCCAGCAUCCUCAUCUGAAGGGUUUUUACAAGAACAAAAACCAGCGAGUGAUAUGUGUGAAGAAUAUGGAUCCAGAAGACAUAUUUUUGCAUGCAUCUAGACUAAGGAACGCAUUGGGCAGAAAGGUAGUGAAAUUGAGGACAAGACAUGUAACCAAACACCCUAGUGUGCAAGGUACGUGGACAACUGCCGUGAAAUAUUAAGGUCCAGGUAUAUGAGAAAGUUACCCUUGGUGUAUUUGACAAGAUUUUCCUUCUCUUCCGGUGAUUUAAUCAGUUUGUGAACUGGUGAGAGUAAGUUCUUAUCUUAUCUGGCGCCAUUUCUAGUCAAUAGUUCAUAUACCUUUUUUGUGGUUAUGUUGUUUGCUUCACCGUGCUGAGACUAACGAGAUAGAAAGUGUUUUUCUGUUCCCUAUAAAGCUCUGCUAUGUUUUAGUAGAGGGAAUGUUGCAAUCGGCUAUUAGGCCAAAUGAAGAAAUGUUUACAUUUUAAAAGGACCACUUUUGGAUUCAAGAUUUUCACGUUAGCAGCAGUGAGGAACUAUAAAAAUAAGUGGUAAAUAAAUAAAUCUUCUAGUA